Otolemur garnettii (small-eared galago) is the source of this 2300-nucleotide messenger RNA. RefSeq names its product SEC62 homolog, preprotein translocation factor (gene SEC62). Gene Ontology annotation, cellular component: endoplasmic reticulum; endoplasmic reticulum membrane. The transcript is spliced from 8 exons. Gene Ontology annotation, biological process: post-translational protein targeting to membrane, translocation. The coding region runs from base 41 to 1237 and encodes 398 amino acids. The record is from RefSeq and is a predicted model, not a curated record. NCBI's taxonomy places the organism in Eukaryota, Metazoa, Chordata, Mammalia, Primates, Galagidae.
CCCCCUGUCACGUCAGAGGGAACCGGGCGGAGCGGCCAACAUGGCGGAGCGCAGGCGACACAAGAAGCGGAUCCAGGAAGUUGGUGAACCGUCUAAGGAAGAGAAGGCCGUAGCCAAGUAUCUUCGAUUCAACUGUCCGACGAAGUCCACCAAUAUGAUGGGUCACCGGGUCGACUACUUUAUAGCUUCAAAAGCAGUGGAUUGCCUUCUGGAUUCAAAGUGGGCAAGGGCCAAGAAAGGAGAGGAAGCUUUGUUCACAACCCGGGAGUCUGUGGUUGACUACUGCAACAGGCUUUUAAAGAAGCAGUUUUUUCACCGGGCACUAAAAGUAAUGAAAAUGAAGUAUGAUAAGGACAUAAAGAAAGAAAAAGAUAAAGGAAAAGCUGAAAGUGGAAAAGAAGAAGAUAAAAAAAGCAAGAAAGAAAGUGUAAAGGAUGAAAAGACAAAAAAGGAAAAAGAGAAAAAAAAAGAUGGUGAAAAGGAAGAAUCAAAAAAAGAAGAAACUCCAGGAACUCCCAAAAAGAAGGAAACUAAGAAAAAAUUCAAACUUGAGCCACAUGAUGAUCAAGUUUUUCUGGAUGGAAAUGAGGUGUAUGUGUGGAUCUAUGACCCAGUUCACUUUAAAACAUUUGUCAUGGGAUUAAUUCUUGUAAUUGCGGUAAUAGCCGCCACCCUCUUCCCUCUCUGGCCAGCAGAAAUGAGGGUGGGCGUCUAUUACCUCAGCGUGGGUGCAGGCUGCUUCGUGGCCAGUAUUCUCCUCCUCGCUGUGGCCCGCUGCAUCCUGUUCCUCAUCAUCUGGCUCAUCACUGGAGGAAGGCACCACUUCUGGUUCUUGCCAAACCUGACUGCUGACGUGGGCUUCGUUGACUCCUUCAGGCCCCUGUACACACACGAGUACAAAGGACCAAAAGCAGACUUAAAGAAAGACGAGAAGUCAGAACCCAAAAAGCAGCAGAAGUCCGACAGUGAGGAAAAGUCAGACAGUGAGAAAAAGGAAGAGGAGGAGGGGAAAGUCGGAGCAGGGAGCCCGGGGACAGAGGGCUCAGGGGGAGAGCGGCACUCAGACACAGACAGUGACAGGAGGGAGGACGACCGCUCCCAGCACAGUAGUGGGAAUGGGAACGACUUUGAGAUGAUCACAAAGGAGGAGCUGGAGCAGCAGACGGACGGGGACUGUGAGGAGGAGGAGGAGGAGGAUGCCGGAGAGACGCCCGAGUCCUCACAGGGAAAGUCGUAAUCGGGCUGAUGGGGACUGGAUCCGCACAAGAGGUGGAGUUUCUGCGUUGGUGACCGUCAUAAUGUACACUCGGCAUUUGUAGCGUUCUUUAAAUCUAUUUACUGAAAUGUAUUUGACAUCCAACGAGUUAUAUUCAGUUUUUCAUCGUAUAGAAUAUUGGUACUAUUACUGGUACAGUUUAAAGCCAUUAAUGAGUUUUAUUCACUUGAUAAUUUUACAGUAAAUGGGUCUCAUUCACUUUGACAGUUAUCAAAGAUGCAUUUUCUACAGUGACAUUUAGAUGAAUGGCAUUUUUGAUAGUUGAAUGGCUUUUUACUGUUAAACUAAUCAAAUAACUUUAAAAGGAAUAAAGAAACUCCAACAUUUCAGAUUAUGCAUAGUUAUGUAGCCAUUUCACAGUUUCUUUAAGAUGCUUAAAACUCAUUGUUCUUCAUAGGUAAGUUUUCUUUUCAAUUAUAAAAUUAUACCAGGAAAUUUCUUUUAAGAUUCUUAGUUAGCAGGGUUAGAAGCAUUUUGUGGAAACAAGCCAGUAGUAUCAACCGAGCAGCCCCUUCAGUUUAGCUACAAAUUCCCCUUCCAGUGCAGGAAAUCCAGACGGUCGUCUCCAGCACAGAGUGAGCAGCGUGGUCGGGAAGUGGUGGCUCGUCCCCAUUUCCUUGUCGUAACAUAAAAUGUAUUCUGUACAUAAUUUACAAAUAAAACAUUUUAUUUUAAUUGUUACUUAUUAGACAUUUCUCAACACUUAAAUUUGUAAAAUUAAGACCAUAUAAGGGUAUGUUUCUAGAGAAAUGGAAGUUUCAGUAACCCAGAGACCAUCUGUGAUCUUUCUAUAGCAGCCUCAGUUCUGUGCCAACAUUCCAUAUAUUUGAAUCUGAGUAAAAACUGAUCUGUAUUAAAUAAGGGCAGGCUUGAAUUAGCUGUUUGUAUGCCUUAAUGUUCACUUUGAUUUAUUUUAAAUCUUUACAUUCAGAAAUGGGGUACUGUAUUAUCAGACUAGGAGGCAUUGCUAUGAAAGAUAAUUUACUGUUCUAAAAUACCAAUUUAAAAUAAAAGAAACAUAAGA